Prinia subflava (tawny-flanked prinia) is the source of this 2393-nucleotide messenger RNA. RefSeq names its product coiled-coil domain containing 90B (gene CCDC90B). Gene Ontology annotation, cellular component: mitochondrion. NCBI's taxonomy places the organism in Eukaryota, Metazoa, Chordata, Aves, Passeriformes, Cisticolidae. The record is from RefSeq and is a predicted model, not a curated record. The transcript is spliced from 9 exons. The coding region runs from base 110 to 1108 and encodes 332 amino acids.
AGCCAUGGAUGCCCCAUCCCUGAAAGUGUUCAAGGCCAGGCUGGAUGGGGCUUUGACCAACCUGGUCUAGUGGAAGAUGUCUCUGCCCAUGUCAGGGGUUUGCAACUAGAUGAUGUCCAAGGUGCUUUCCCUGCGCGUCACAGAGCGGAGCUGCCCCGCGGAGCAGCUCCCGCCGGCUGAGGGCGGACAUGGCGGCCAGAGCGCUGGCCUCCUCCCAUCCGCACGGGGGCGCUGUGCCACCGCCUCCGGCCGAGCACUGCCGUGCGGCCGCGGACUACAAUACCCAGCAUGCCCCGCGGGCCCGGCCGGAAGCGGCAGUGAGCGGGCGGAAGCGGAGGGCUGGGGGGCCAUGAGGGGCGCCGGGAGCAGCGCUGCCAUCCGCGCCUGGGCCGGCCAGCUCCUGCUCCCGAUCCCAGCCCGGCUGUCCCCGGCUCCUCGCAGAGAUUUUGCUGCCACGUUUGUUAGGAAGUCAUAUGAUGUCAGAAGAGUUGGUAUCACUCCCCUGGAGCAGAGGAAGGUGACUUUUGAUACCCAUGCUUUAGUGCAGGAUCUGGAAGCCCAUGGCUUUGGGAAGGAGCAAGCACAGACCAUCGUGUCGGCGUUGGUAACCCUGUCCAAUGUCAGCUUAGACAACGUUUAUAAGGACAUGGUUACACAGGCCCAGCAGGAAAUAACUUUACAGCAGAUAAUGGCACAUUUGGACUCUAUUCGAAAAGAUAUGGUCAUCCUGGAGAAAAGUGAAUUUGCAAACUUGAGAGCAGAGAAUGAGAAAAUGAAAAUUGAAUUAGAUCAAGUUAAACAGCAGCUAAUGAAUGAAACCGGUAAAAUCCGAGCUGAUAGCAAGCUAGACAUAAACCUGGAGAGGAGCAGGGUGACAGAUAUGUUUACAGAUCAGGAGAGGAAACUGAUGGAAGCAACUACAGAGUUUCAUAAAAAAGAUGCAAAUACCAACAGCAUUAUCUCAGAAAUCAGUAAUAAAAUUGACACUGAAAUAGCUUCCUUAAAAACACUCAUGGAAUCGAAUAAACUUGAUACCAUUCGCUAUUUGGCAGCUUCAGUGUUCACUUGCCUCGCAAUAGCACUGGGAUUUUACAGGUUCUGGAAAUAGCUCUACAUGGAAUGACUGCACUAAAUACAGACAGAAAAGGCCACUCAGGCAAAACCACUUUGACAGUCACAUUUGUGCUAUAGAUAACCUUGGCACCUUUUUGUUUUGAUGUUCUUCCUGUAUAACAAAAAUGUUUUCCAAAUAUGUAACAUGAGAGAUCAAAAUAAUUGAGGGGAAGUAGCCAAAUAGUAAUAUUUCAUUGCCUCCUAUUCAAUACUGUAUGUAUUUCAAAGUAUUUCUUAUGCUAUACCAGAAAGUUUCCUAAUGUCUUUUAGUUUUCUUUCUGGAAAAUUCUCACUCUCAGCUCCUUUCAAAAUGGAAAUAUUAAACAUUUUAUAUACCCUUGAAAUGGGAAUACAAUUCCCAAAUUAGAGUUCCCAGUAUGGAGAUUCUAAUACUAGACUUCAACAUACCUAAUCUGAUCCAAGUAAAUUAUUCUUGAACAUAGGUUCAGGAUUUUCCCUUCAGUCUGUUCCUCACUUUUUUGCUUAUUUUAAUCUGCUUUUGUAAAAACACACUCCAGGGCCUUUACUAAAGAAACCUUAUUUUUUUUCCUUGAAAACUGAUGUACAUGAGAUUUUGAAUUCAUGUAAAAAAUGUCUCUAUAGAUUUAUUUUCCUUAGUCUCUCCUGCAAUUUUUGUAAGCCCAGCAGUCAAACAAAUGGGAGAACUUCUCUGUCUUUGCCUUUCCAAGGGGAAAUGCAUGCACUCCCAGCAGCUGUGUACAGCCCUGGGGCAGAUUAAGUGCUCCUAACUUCAAGCAGUGCAGAGUAUUUCCAAGAAACCUGCCUAUAUUUCUGGGCAUAGUAUCUGUUUUUUUAAUAUGGAAAUACUCAGAAUCUCAGUGGUGCCAGGGUGAUGCUGGUGGUGGUGAUCGUCCUCCCCACUUCUCCAGACUCUUCUGGAAUCCUGUGGGACACACUGACCCUCCCAACCACUCUGCCUUCUGCAGGGACUUGACAACUCUUCUUGCUGAGUUCCAACACUGGUGGAUGCCUUCCAAAACUGAAGCAGUUCCAUCUUGUUGAGUAUAAAUGCAUAGGCUUGGUUUGAUUCUUUUAGUAAAAUCAUAAUUUUUUUAAGUCUUUCUCGAUUAACUUUGAAGUAUGAAUAGGCCUUUUGUGGGCUAAGGACUAUGUAGUACUGACUGGUGGCAAUUUUUUUUAUUGCUGUUUUAUUCUGUUUACAGUUGAACUUGCUGGUAUUCUGCCAAUUCCUAUAUUCUCUACAUUAAAUUAUUUAUCUUCUUUAUUCAAGAAAAUAAAAUUAAUUUCUGACAUUUGCA